Molecule: messenger RNA, 3315 nt
Organism: Pseudopodoces humilis (Tibetan ground-tit)
Lineage: Eukaryota; Metazoa; Chordata; Aves; Passeriformes; Paridae
Source: RefSeq, a predicted model, not a curated record
GUGCUGCGCCGCGAACAUGGCGUCGGAGGGGAUGAUCCUGACGAACCACGACCACCAGAUCCGCGUCGGCGUCCUCACAGUGAGUGACAGUUGCUUCAGGAACCUUGCCGAGGAUCGUAGUGGGAUAAACCUUAAAGAUCUGGUCCAAGACCCUUCUUUGUUGGGUGGGACUAUAUCUGCAUACAAGAUAGUGCCAGAUGAAAUAGAAGAAAUCAAGGAGACGCUGAUAGAUUGGUGUGAUGAAAAGGAACUUAAUUUGAUUUUAACAACUGGAGGAACAGGGUUUGCACCGCGAGAUGUCACUCCAGAGGCCACUAAAGAAGUAAUAGAGCGAGAAGCCCCGGGGAUGGCCCUGGCAAUGCUGAUGGGAUCACUUAAUGUUACACCUCUGGGCAUGCUCUCUAGGCCUGUGUGUGGAAUCAGAGGGAAAACUCUCAUAAUUAAUCUUCCAGGUAGCAAGAAGGGAUCACAGGAAUGCUUUCAGUUUAUACUGCCAGCCCUACCUCACGCCAUUGAUCUCUUGCGGGAUGCCAUUGUAAAAGUAAAGGAGGUACAUGAUGAGCUUGAAGAUCUACCUUCACCACCACCCCCUCUUUCUCCUCCUCCAACCACCAGCCCUCACAAACAGACAGAAGACAAAGGAGUGCAGUGUGAGGAAGAGGAGGAAGAGAAGAAGGAUAGUGGAGUUGCCUCAACAGAGGACAGUUCUUCUUCACAUAUAACAGCAGCAGCUAUUGCAGCUAAGAAGCAUCCAUCCUUUACCAGUCCAGCUGUUAUCAUGGCUAAAGGUCAACAGCCCAUCCCUGGUCUCAUCAGUCAUUGCCAUCAUGCAGCAGGCAGUGCAGGAGAACUGAUUCCAGAUUCCAUCAUCUCUCGAGGUGUUCAGGUUCUCCCACGUGAUACAGCCUCCCUCAGUACUACUCCUUCAGAAUCUCCUCGUGCCCAAGCCACCUCUCGCCUCUCCACUGCAUCCUGCCCAACACCAAAACAAAUUAGACGGCCGGAUGAAAGCAAAGGAGUUGCUAGUAGAGUUGGAUCCCUCAAAGCUCGACUCCCUUCGUGCUCAUCCACCUAUAGUGUUUCUGAGGUCCAGUCUAGGUGCAGCAGCAAGGAGAACAUCCUCAGAGCAAGUCACAGUGCUGUUGACAUUACCAAGGUAGCAAGAAGACAUCGCAUGUCACCAUUCCCAUUGACAUCUAUGGACAAGGCCUUCAUCACAGUUCUGGAGAUGACCCCAGUGCUUGGAACAGAAAUCAUCAAUUACAGAGAUGGAAUGGGGCGAGUCCUUGCUCAAGAUGUAUAUGCAAAAGAUAAUCUACCACCGUUUCCAGCAUCAGUAAAAGACGGUUAUGCUGUCAGAGCUGCUGAUGGCCCAGGAGAUCGAUUCAUCAUAGGGGAAUCCCAGGCUGGUGAGCAGCCAACUCAGACUGUGAUGCCUGGUCAGGUAAUGCGUGUUACAACUGGUGCUCCAAUUCCAUGUGGUGCUGAUGCAGUGGUGCAAGUGGAAGAUACAGAGCUCAUCAGGGAAUCAGAUGAUGGCACUGAAGAACUAGAAGUUCGAAUCCUGGUGCAAGCUCGACCAGGCCAAGAUAUCAGACCCAUAGGACAUGACAUUAAAAGAGGUGAAUGUGUGCUGGCUAAAGGAACCCACAUGGGUCCAUCUGAGAUUGGUCUCUUAGCAACUGUUGGAGUAACUGAAGUAGAAGUUAACAAGUUCCCAGUGGUUGCAGUAAUGUCAACAGGGAAUGAGCUGCUGAAUCCUGAGGAUGACCUCUUGCCAGGAAAGAUUCGGGACAGUAACCGUUCAACUCUCCUAGCUACAAUCCAAGAGCACGGCUAUCCAACAAUCAACUUGGGAAUAGUGGGUGAUAACCCAGAUGAUUUACUGAACGCACUGAAUGAGGGUAUCAGCCGUGCUGAUGUGAUCAUUACAUCAGGAGGUGUAUCCAUGGGGGAAAAGGACUAUCUUAAACAGGUGCUGGAUAUUGAUCUUCACGCACAGAUUCACUUUGGCAGAGUUUUUAUGAAACCUGGCCUGCCAACAACUUUUGCAACUCUGGAUAUUGACGGCGUAAGAAAAAUAAUCUUUGCGCUCCCAGGCAAUCCUGUGUCAGCUGUUGUCACCUGCAAUCUCUUUGUUGUUCCUGCACUGAGGAAAAUGCAAGGUAUCUUGGAUCCUCGGCCCACCAUCAUCAAAGCCAGGUUAUCAUGUGAUGUAAAAUUGGACCCACGCCCAGAAUAUCAUCGGUGCAUUCUGACUUGGCAUCACCAAGAACCACUACCUUGGGCACAGAGUACAGGGAAUCAGAUGAGCAGUCGUCUGAUGAGUAUGCGCAGUGCCAAUGGACUGUUGAUGCUACCUCCAAAGACAGAGCAGUAUGUGGAGCUUCACAAGGGGGAGGUGGUGGAUGUCAUGGUCAUCGGAAGGCUAUGAUGUCACCAGCAAGAGCGAAGCUUUGAUGCAUGUCCACAUAUCAUUGACUGUAUCCUGUAAUAUGCAACGGCACAGCUAGUUUUUCCGAUUUGGAUAAAAGUUGAUCAGUAUAGUCAACAUCUUGAAAUAUAUUUCAAAUGGAAUUUAAAUAAAUACCUUUUAAAAAAGAAAAACAAACUUUAAAACAAAUCUUAACAAAGAAAUUUAUUCUGAUUAUAUCAAAGCAACUUUUUCCUUUUCUUGCAAUUGCUUUGUGUGUUCAAUGCUAGUUCUAAUAGCGGUAGCUUUUAGUAGACAGCAGUAGGUGCCUGCAGAACUUGUGUUUUUUCUCAUCUUUAAGAUACAACUACUUACGCUCUUAAAACAAGGCUGUCUGCUUAUUUAUACUAGCGUAGACAACACUUGGAUUUCCCUUAUUAGUAUGCUUCAUAACCGCUUCACAGAGAGCUUCUGCUUGUUCUUUAUCUUGUAUCUCGUGUUGAUGUGCACAGUGCCAAAAGCAGAGUGGCUGCACUGGGAACCCAAUGAAGCCCCGAGGUUUUCUCACCUCGCCGCGCAUUCAGGGAUGUCUCUUGUCCCAGCAGCCACCCAGCUCAGUACUCUUGGGCAGUAACUGGAUACCUUUUAUUUCAACAAACAAAAAAAUUGCUUCCUUAAGUGCUGACAGCCUUUUUAACCAAUACAUUUAAAAAUGUACAGAACUAAAAACUAAAAAAAAAUCAAAGACUGAUCUUGUACAGAUAUUAGUGUUACCAGCAUUCGUGUGGAAAUUAAAUGAGCAAAGAAAUAAAACUAAUGUUAAACAACUCUGUACCAUAACAUUUUCUGUAAUGAUAUUGAAACUUAAAUGAAUAAAAAAAAUCCUCAAUCAUUAUUUAAAA